This is a messenger RNA of Chenopodium quinoa (quinoa), 1980 nucleotides long. Its product is annotated as probable disease resistance protein At1g12280. Gene Ontology annotation, molecular function: ADP binding. The coding region runs from base 304 to 1782 and encodes 492 amino acids. NCBI's taxonomy places the organism in Eukaryota, Viridiplantae, Streptophyta, Magnoliopsida, Caryophyllales, Amaranthaceae. Gene Ontology annotation, biological process: defense response to other organism. The transcript is spliced from 3 exons. The record is from RefSeq and is a predicted model, not a curated record.
AAAGAAAGACUUAGUAAAAGUCUUCUCUAAUGCAAUCUAUGAAAUUUGGGUGUUCCUUCCUUAACCGCGCAGGGUAGAUUCAUAAACAUUUUCCAGAUCUCUCAUCUGGCCCUAAAUAUGUAAAUCACGGGACCCGGAAAUACAGGAGCACCCGUAUAUGCUGUCACUUGAGACGGAAGCGGCGGCGGCAAUAAGGCAACUGUGUAUGCUGCAUGAUAGGCUGGCGUGUAGGCUUCAGAUGGAUCACCAUGGGAAUAACAUAUAGGAUCUUACCAGGUCACACAGGCUGCUGUGGGUAUAGAAAUGAUGGAUGCGAUACUUGAGGUAGUGCCGAAAAUUUGUCAGUUAGGGAAACGACUUGUGCAGGUGGACAUCAUACGCAAUGACCUGGAUGGUGUGCGGCAGGACCUACAGAACACUGUCGAUGACAUGAAGCGAAUGGUAAAGAAUGAGGAGGCAGACCCUAGAAAGAAGCGUAAGAAUGUUGUGGUUGCCUACUUUAGGCAAGCAGAAGGGUACAUAGGUUCAGCACAAUCAGUGUUAAACAGUCUCCAGGAUGAGUCGUGGUUGCUGAAGCGUAUGAUGUGGGUGCUGAGCAUUGAGCGACACCUAAGGGAAGGACAGGAGCUUUUGGAUAAGGGUAACCAGUUGCAAGGGCAAGGCUUAACAAACAACGGGAUUAGAAAGCGUGGAGAGAAGUUACCCAUGGUGGAGGAUCAGUACAUUGGCACGACGUUGUCUGGGAUAAGGGAUUCAGCUUAUCAAGCCAUGACAGGAGGUCGUGCUCAAUGCAUUGGUAUCUAUGGCCACAGAGGAGCCGGAAAGACCAAUCUCAUGAAGCACCUGUACAACAAAGCCUUUGAAGAUGUACAGGAAUUCGAGGCUGUAUUUUGGGCCAAGGCACCAGAUAUAGAGCCUGAUCAAAGGAACUACAACAAGGCCUUGCAGAAUUGCGUGGCUGAUGGGAUGUUUGUUGAUUUGGACAACAAUGAUGCACACGAUGAGGUGAGAUGUGCAGGCAGGAUAAUGGCGAGACUCCAGGAGAUAGGCCAGGGUCGUGCAGUUUUCUUCCUUGACAAUGUGAAGGAGGACUUUCCAGCUUAUGAAUUGCUUGGAAUACCGUCUCAAAUGACCCCAGAAAGUACUGGUGUGAACUGCAUCCUGGUGUUUAGUACACUGUCCAAAGACGUAUGCAACAGGAUGAAGUGUGACCACACCAUCAAGUUGGAGCUGUUGGAGGAAGAAGAAGCAAAGGAUCUGUUCCUACAUGAAGUGAAACUUGAUAAUGAUCAAUUGUUCUCAAGACGAGAUCAGGAAAGGACCAAAAAAGUAGCAAUCCAAGUCGCAAAAGAGUGUGCAAGAAUGCCACUGGCCAUCAUCAUCAUAGCCCGGUCUAUGUCAGGGAUUGAAGAUCAUCGAGAAUGGAACAACCGAUUGAAUGAGAUGGUAGGCACCAUUUCCAGCAUCAACAAGGAAGAGGACAUUAUAUUGGAGCAGCUCAAAUUUGGGUACUAUUGCUUAAAAGAUAGUACUGUCCAGCGCUGCUUUCUGGCAGCAGCAAAAUUGUUACCUAAUGAUUGUCAAGUUGCCAAACGCAUAAUCAUUGAUAAGUGGAAAAAUUGCGGGCUAAUUGGCAAAGACAGAGAAGAAAUGUAUGUAGAUGAUCAGGGUCAUGUGAUAUUGAAUCGACUUGAAAGAAUGUGCUUAAUUCAAGUUGCACCAGACAAACAAACAGUGACUAUGAAUAAGUGGAUCAGAAAAAUGGCAGAUACUGUUUCUUAGCUUGUUCAGAGCUGAGAUUGCAAUUUGCAGGGAGUUUAGCAGCUUGGUUAUUCAUGCAUGGUAUUUUCCCUAGCUAGUCGAACAAUUAUGAGUUUAGUUAUUACAAUUUAGUGUGUGUGUGUUUUUUUUUUUUUUUCAAAGACGAAUUUUGUGUUUCUACUAUUACAGUUUAUAUAGAUUUGAACAAUUAUGAGUUUC